Molecule: messenger RNA, 756 nt
Organism: Eriocheir sinensis (Chinese mitten crab)
Lineage: Eukaryota; Metazoa; Arthropoda; Malacostraca; Decapoda; Varunidae
Gene: RpS9
Product: 40S ribosomal protein S9-like
Exons: 5
Coding region: 139-723 (194 amino acids)
Biological process (GO): translation; positive regulation of translational fidelity
Cellular component (GO): cytosolic small ribosomal subunit
Molecular function (GO): structural constituent of ribosome; rRNA binding
Source: RefSeq, a predicted model, not a curated record
GCAUACGACACUCCGGCUCCGCUCUCCCUCCCUCCUCCUUUCAUCCCGUAGAAGGUGUGUGUGACGGAGGGCCGCGGCGACUCCUCCAUAUUUUCCCUCGUGUAGUGACGCCCCGAGGUCCCCGGCGACACAGCGAAGAUGGUGAACCACAGGGUGCAGUUGGUGCAGAGCAAGCGGUACUCCACCCCCAGGAGGCCCUUUGAGAAGCCCCGCCUUGACCAGGAGUUGAAGCUGGUAGGUGAGUAUGGGCUCCGCAACAAGAGGGAGCUGUGGAUCGUCAAGAUGUUCCUCGCCAAGAUCCGUAAAGCCGCCCGGGAGCUGCUGACCCUGGACGAGAAGGAUGCCCGCCGACUCUUCCAAGGCAAUGCUCUGCUGCGUCGUCUGGUGAGGACCGGUGUGCUGGAAGAAGGGCGCAUGAAGCUUGAUUACGUGCUGGGUCUCAAGCCCGAGGACUUCUUGGAGCGCCGUCUGCAGACCCAAGUGUUCAAGCUGGGUCUGGCCAAGUCCAUCCAUCAUGCCCGUGUUCUGAUCAAGCAGGGACAUAUCAGGGUGAGGAAGCAGGUGGUCAAUGUGCCUUCCUUCAUCGUGCGUCUCGACUCCCAGAAGCACAUUGACUUCUCCCUCAAGAGUCCCUUCGGAGGUGGACGUUUCGGCCGCGUCAAGAGGAAGAACAUGCGCAAGGGAGGCAACAAGGCAGAGGACGGCAGCGGCGAGGACGAGUAGACUGCUGGAAUGAAAUAAACCUGUUCGUGGAGA